Molecule: messenger RNA, 7084 nt
Organism: Gordionus sp. m RMFG-2023
Lineage: Eukaryota; Metazoa; Nematomorpha; Gordioida; Chordodea; Parachordodidae
Product: E3 ubiquitin-protein ligase UBR3-like
Exons: 37
Coding region: 103-6912 (2269 amino acids)
Biological process (GO): protein ubiquitination; ubiquitin-dependent protein catabolic process via the N-end rule pathway
Cellular component (GO): cytoplasm; ubiquitin ligase complex
Molecular function (GO): zinc ion binding; ubiquitin protein ligase activity
Source: RefSeq, a predicted model, not a curated record
CUAACUGAUUUAAAAGCCCAAGAAUAUAAUUCACAAAAAUUUUUGGAAUUUUUAGAUGAUAUUUUUUAUAAAUCAUUUAUAGAUGAUGCCAAUUUUUUGCAAAUGGUUCAAGUAUUGUUUACAGGGGGAAUGGAUCUGAAAAAUUUUAAAACUAAGUUUAAAAAAUAUGAUUUUACCAAUGUUUGUGGUUUGGUUUGGAACAUCAAUUUUAUAGCAUACAGAUGUAGAGAUUGUGCUGUAUCUCCUUGUAUGUCUAUUUGUCCUCAAUGUUUUAAAGGUGGUAUCCAUGAAAGUCAAAAUCAUGAUUAUAAUCUAUUUAAAAGCCAGGCUGGGGGUGCUUGUGAUUGUGGUGAUAUCAAUGUUAUGAAACCAAAUGGAUUUUGCCACAACCAUAAUAUCGAAAAAAUAAGCCAGGCCCCCAAACCACCAGAAGAUCUUUUGAUAAUGUUACGUUUGAUGUCCCCUUAUUUAGUUACUAAAAUUUUGGCAUUUUUUAGAGAAUGUUGUCAUCCAAAUGGAGAAUUCAAUUUAGAGGAUUUACCCUUGUGUUACCCUUACAUAGAAUUUCUUUCGAGUAUGAUAAACACAGCAGCUCCUAUCAAGGCGAUAAUCGCCGAAGACUUGAUCAGCGGAAAGAUUUACGAAGAUUUUGUUAAGAAUACCUCUCAUUCCAAAAACCUAAAUAUCGAGCAAAACAUUGACGAGCUAGAUAGGCUUGGAGAGGUUUUGAAUGUUCAUAAUACUAAAAAUUCUUUAACCAAUCUCCCCUACAACUCAAACAAAAAUAUCGAAAACUCGGGAACCCGUUUUUACAGAACCAUAUUCGUCGAAAAUCGCCAAAAAUAUCUUCAGGCUUGCCACAAUCUAGGAACUGAUCCCGAGGGAGUUCAAAUGUGCCAAUCUAUCGACGUCUGCGAUAAAUCAACCUUAAAAUUUUUUUCACAUUCCACGGUGCUGGACGAAUUAAUGAUGUGGAUUUUCUCUACCGAACUCCCGCAAACUUUGGUAACUUUCGUGUUGCAAAUGCUCAAUUUGACUGACCCAAAAGCGCUCAUAAAAAACAGUGGCGAAAAGCGAAAAGAUUACAAGACAUCUUUCGCGGAAUCGGUUGUCAAGCAUUACAGCUGCUUACCCAGAGUGCUCAUGAGGUGUCUCGCACCUGACUUGGUAUCUUCAAGAUUGUUUCAUAUAAGUGUCCAAUUGUUUAGCAACGCUUCGCUCGCCUACAAAAUGGUAUCAGGAGAGGGGAAUCUCCUUACGUUGAGUAUUAACAGCCUGAAUCUUUUGAUCUUGCCAAUAUUAAUCCCCCAAGGUGACGACAACAAAAUUAAAAAUCUUCACGUAGCUGUUGAUUGUUCGCACAAAAUCAUGCAAAGUCAUUGCUACUGGCCAGUAGUUUCGGAUUUGAUCACUCUUUUGUCCCAUGCACGCAUAACACUUUACAUGUUAACGGAUAAGUAUUUGAGUGCGCUAUGGACACACGUUCUCUACUCCUUUCAAGGUAUGAACGUGAACAAGCGCGAAAAACACAACCAUCUUGAGUUUGAACCUCGAACCUAUUACGUUGCCUUUUCUUCAGAAAUCGAAGUAUGUUCUUCGACUCUUCAAGCCUUGUUAUGCCAUCUGAAGAUUGGAAAUUUUAUCAUUGAUCUAAAUGAUUCAAAUAUCUCAGCCACAAGUGAUGAAACAUCUGUAAAAUUCGUUCAUUUCGCUACACUUCUGGGAAACGUUUUAAUUAGCCUUCAGGACUGGUUUGAAGUUGUUGGCUUAGGGGUCAACGAAAUGGUAAGUCGAGACGAGGUGACUUUUCACCUUCCUCUCCAUCGUUACCUUGCCCUUAUACUCUCAUAUGGUGUGAGGUAUUUUCAUAUGACUUGCACCGACCUAAUGGAUAUAUUAGGAAGCGUUCAUCCAUCUAUUCCCUUGAAGGAUUACGUUAGGCACCUAAUUAAGCAUCCCCUCAGGAUUCAGGCGGCUCUCAAUGAGAUAAACGCAGGUCUAUGGGUCCGCAAUGGUAUUCAAAUGAAAGGGCAAGUCAUGACUUACAUGCAAAACGCUUUCAACCACUCUAUGGCUUACCCGGAUAUCUUUAUCCUACAAAUUUGUGCUUGCUUCAUUCCCGCCGACGAAUUCAUGGAUAUUUUAUUCACUUACUACAACGUUAACAAAUUGUUUCCCCUUUGGUGCAAUUCCAACAUUACGCUCACAGAUUACAAAAUGAUUGAAGGGCUGUUGGUACUCAUAUCUACUCUCCUAACCUUUAGGGACAUGAUAAGUCCGGACGAAUGCAUUACCAUGAAGGGCGAUAUGGUAUCCCUAUUAUCCAAAUCUGAACCUUCCCAUAGUCAACUGAUCGAAUUGACGCCUGAUAAAUCUGCUUUCAUCAUAGUUAAUUCUCGGGGAAGCGAAUUAUUUAGGAAAUUUUUGAACGAAAUCGCGGAAUACAGACCUCCUAACCUAGAAAUGGGUGGAGAAAUAUCGCAAGGGUCCUACUUACCUAAAGCAAUCGUUUGGCGAGAUUUAUACGAUCCGCUAAAGUUGAUGAUGGGUGAUGUGAGCCGAAAGGAUUACCAAACUAGCAUGAAUAAAUAUAAGGAAUUCCUCAAAUGGAACUAUAACAACAAAUUGAGUUCAGAUACAAUCGAGAAAAUAUGGCCACCAUUCCGAUUGCCGAAUUAUUUGAAAAAAGAUACCUCCUGUCGUAACACUAAAUUAUUCGAUUUCGUGCUACCCAACUUGUUGCGUUCUUCAAAAUUUGAUCUCCUAUUGGUGAAUGUGCUUUACGAUUAUAUAAAAAAUAAAGAUAGAACGCCCGAAAUUGUGUUACAAUUGGCCGUUUACUUAUUGGGAAUUAAGCUAAGCGUCCCUAUUACUACCGAUCAGGAUAUCAAAUCUCUCAAUGAAGAACCAUUAAUAUCGAAUAUGGGGGCUUCCUCUCACCACGAGUCAUCUAAACAUUAUAUACCGACUAAAACCGUAAAUGACAAUGAAUCGGCCUUUGAAAAUGCUGACCAUAUUUCCCUCGAAAAAGGAACGGAUAGUGAUGACGAAGGCAGAAAAGUAAAUCGAUUCGACAUUCCCACCCUGACCCAAUUACUAAUGUACAGACCUACCCCGGUUAAAUUUAACCAAGUUUACGCCAAAGAUUUCUCAUACGAGCUCGAACUCGCUAAGAAUUACUCCAGAAAGGAGUCCCCCGAAAAUUCUGCGAAGAGGGAGGGAUCAUUUGAAGUUUCUAAUGGCUCUAACAGUGCCAAAUCACUCUUAAACACCAAUAUAAAGUUAAGAUCGGUUUUGCUCUCAAAAUUCGCUUCUUUAGCCUCACUCCCUUCUGGUUCAAAAAACUAUAAUAAUAAUAAUAAUAAAAUUUUCAACGAAACAAAAUGCGAUGAUUUAAUUCCUAGACCACAAAAUAUAGUUAUCAGCAUGGAGUAUUGUAUAGAACAAAUCUACGAAUCUUUCGCUGGGAGUAUCUAUAUCGAAGAUCAUAGGCAUUCAGAUAACAACAAUAGAAUAGGGGACGGAAAGUUAUUUCUUGGAAACCUUCUUGGGAAAUUGAGAAUAUUUGGCCCUUUCGGAAGUGACAAUUUGUCGAAAGAAAUGGAUGAAUACAAGAAUAGCAAUGAAAUGUGUGUCGAAGGUGUCCAAAUAGACCAAGAAACGAAUAACAACAGUAAGAAUUCAGAAAAGUCCUCUAAGGAAAAGCGGGCCUUUGAAAAGGGGAACGGGAUGGACAAGAAAAAAUUUGCCAGGGAACGACAGAAGAAAAUUAUGAAUUCUUACGUUUCGAAACAGAAAAAAUUUAUUCAACACGUAUCUCAAAAUCCCAACCUAUUUUCCCAUCCUUCCUCAACUACUAUCGAUAUUUCUAAUUCACCCUCUAACACGGAACUUUCUGGCCAACGUGUUCUCGAGCCAUCCUUUCUUGACCAGGAUUCAAGUGCCAAAGAACAAAGCAAACGUGAAGAAACAGAAUCAUCUAUCAUCUCGAAACCUACUUUGAUAACAGGGACCGAAACAUGUGCUAUUUGUGGUAUGCUAGUUAGACUCGAAGACCGGAAUUGCGAUCAACCGAGCGGGUUAAUAGUUUUCACGAACAAUUCCAGUGUUCUGGGCAAAUGUUGGAACCCAUAUUUGGAAAUUCCUGACAUAUGUGACGUGCCACUCGCAACCCUGAAAAAUUCCUCCCAUAUGGAAUCAAAUUCAAUAGAUUAUGGCGCCGAAUAUCAUAUUCCCCAAGAUUCUAUCGAUACUAUAAAUUCCAUACUUCCCCUAACUAAUAACCGUUAUCCAGUAGGAAAAAAUGCGUUGGAUAUCGAAGCGCCAUCAUCUUCCAUAACCGCUCCACGGAAUGCGGUCCGAAAGGAAUUUUAUUCAAGCAAACUAAAAGGGGAGAAAGGUAUCGACAAAUCUAUCUUGAACCAUAUGCGAGGUAACAUGGCAUCAAACAUGGUCAAGGCUUACUCGCAAUACUUCGAAGCAGUGAAAAAUGAAUCCAGUGAAAUAGACAAUAUAAAAAGAUUGGGAAGUUUCGAUGGUUGGGUCAAUUCUCAGAUCUUGUCUAAUGGGUUGAUACCCGAGCAAUGGUUAUAUCUUAUCAAAAAUUUCGGUUGGGACAAGUACACCCACUUGACUACCUGCGGCCAUUACCUGCAUUAUUCGUGUUAUAAAUCUUAUAUGGAUACUUUACAGAAUCAAUCCAAUGCAUUCAAUUCCAGCGUCAUAUCUAGUCUGGGCGAAUUCAAUUGCCCCAUUUGCCGGCACAUCUCCAACCGUCUUAUACCCGUGUACUUACCCAAAUCGGAUAGCCAUUUAUACAUAAGGAAUGAUCUAAAGAAACGAAAAUGUUGUUUUCCUACUAAUUCUUCAAACAUCUCCGAUAACUUUCCUAGUUCAUUCAACAAUUUUCCCGACUACGAUCCCAAAAGUGAGAAUAAAUAUGAGGAUGGUAUUCCGUACGAUGUUGAGAGAAAAAACAAUCUAAACAGCUUUAUCUUAGAAAGUUUACGUGAAUUUUUAAAUUUCGAUAGCAAUAAAAGUAUUAACGACAAUCCGCUUUUACUAGAUAGUGAUAAUAGUAAUAAUCUUCUUUUAAUGAAGGAAUGCGAAAUACAAUUCGACGAACGCCUUAUAGGAGACAAUUUCAUGCGUUCUGCGUCGGUUCCUUACUUUUCUUUAGACCCUCUUAACCUAAAUAUUACGGAUGAUAACGUUCUCAAUAGCAAUUAUACAAAUAUUUCUCUUAGGGAUGAUACGGACCGGGAUAAUACCGUUCCCCCUACGGAUGAUAUUUUGAACAUGGACUUUUUGACGGAUGAUCCUAGCAAUGUAAUUCAAUUAGACUCAUCUUCAAAUUUUGGCAGCUUGCCUAAAUAUCAGCUCCUUUAUCUCUUUUCUAGACUGUGCUCUGUGCUAAGGAUUAACCUAGAGGCGGAGUUGGUGAGGCGCCAAAUUAACAUUACAAAGGAUAACACGACCGGCAAUAACGACCUUUCUAAGAGAUUAUUUUUCAUAUCGUUGAUUCACAGACUACGGUGUAAAUUAGAAAAUUUAAGACCUUUAAAAAAAGUACUUGAUUUUCGAUCCAAUGGAGAAGACCGUCUCGAAAGCGAUUUUGUUGAGUCCACCCUGAGCGAAAAUAUUAAAUAUACUAGUCAAAUGCUGGUCGAUUUAUGGUCUUACUUGAAUUUCCUUGAUUUCGACGGUCAUUCAGAUUCCACCAAAUUAAAUCUAUUAAAACGCGUCUUAUGCUUCUGUGAUCCUUGUGCUCUAUUAGUCACUUACUUUCUAGCCUUGAAAGAUCUGGUAUUCCUAAAUCAAGACGUAAUACUGAAGCUCGUGAGAGUUUUCUUCUUCAUACAAUUGGUUCAAAUUGUGAAAUCCGUAUAUCCAUCUCUCCCAACCACAUUUUUUGAAGAUUUAGCAAAUACUCCUGAUCCCUAUACAAAAUUAAAUCUGGACUCAUCAGAAAUCGGCCUUUUUACCGGAUUAAUUCGCCGUUUAUUAAUUACGCUCCAUCUGAAUCCCACCAAGUCAAAUGCUGAUUUUAAUCAGGAUUUUCCAUCGAAUGAAGACAAUUUGCCUUCGACAUCCAAAAAUUUAGAAAUUAUCCGAAAUAAUGAAACGUUUAUAGGGGAAUUCAAGGACAUUUGUUAUUUGAUAAUGGAAGAAUUGUCCCAUUACUUAUCGUUCUCUUAUCUCCUUCACCAAUCUAUCCAUAUCAUGCACGAUGAAGAUGGAUUCGUUCUAACUCCUGAAGAUGAAGAAGAUGCUCUUCUGACGACCCGGAUCUCUCUUUUAAUAAAAAAACUUGCGAUCUUCAAAGAAAAUGAUUUUGCCGACGAUAUAACAUUGCAUUUGAUAGAUGAUUCCGUUCUUAGUGAUCGUUACAAGCCCUCGAUGCUUAUUUUAGCUACUCUUUCCCCUUUCUCGCAACACCGAAAUUUCUCAUGGAAUAUUGAUCAAAUUGGAUCUAACUCCAUCCUCCACUCUUUACCAGCUAAUUAUGAAACCCUAUUCUCACGUUAUUACGGAGCCCGAUGCUUCGAAUGCAUGAAUGUUCCUUCCGACCCCGGGAUUUGCCUAGCAUGCGGAACCUUAGUAUGUGUUAAAGAUGCUUGUUGCGCCAAAAAUACCAUUUUCGAGGCCGUUUCACAUUCAACUCAAUGUGGUUCCGGCACUUCGAUUUACCAGAUAGUCAAUUCUGGUUCUAUCCUUAUCAUUUGCGAACACAGAGCUUGUGUGUGGGCUUCGCUUUAUCUUGAUUGCCAUGGGGAAGAAGAUAAGAACCUCAAGAGAGGCAAGCCGCUCUAUUUGUGUAAUGACAGACUCAGGUAUUUGCAAAAUAUGUACCUGACAGAUAGCUUCUUAACUAUGGUCAAAAGAUGGACAUGGCAUUUAAACAUACUCUGAGUGAAAACAAAUGUUUUAUAAAAAUUGGAAAUUUGUUGGAUUAAAAAAAUAUCUAUAUAAUUAUUUAAUUAUUAAACACAAGAUUAUGAUGUUUUUUUAAUAAAUAAUAUAUUGUGAAUAAUAGAUGCUCGCAGAAAAAUUAAUAAUUAUGUUAUUGUUUAAUUUAUUUUGA